UAUUUUUCACCUUCACCUCUUUCUUUUUCUUUUCUUCAUACAAAUUUCCUCAUUGGCACUACAGAGGAAUGGAAGGACAUUCCAGAUAUAAACAAAGGUUUAAAUCUCAGAGAAGGAGACAUCAUGAUGCAUAAUCAAAGGAGCGCCAUUCUUGGGAAUCAGUACCGGUGGAAUAUUCCUGUCCCCUUUGAGCUGAGUGUGAAUCUCAGUAUGAACUAUAAAGGAGUCAUUUUGAGAGCCCUUGAGCAGUUCAGACUGAAAUCAUGUAUUGAUUUUAAGUCAAGAACAGAAGAAGACAUUUCUUAUAUCUCCGUAGAGAGUCGUGAAGGGUGUUGGUCAUAUGUCGGUCACAUAGUUGCAGGAGCUCAGACUCUUUCCAUUGGAAAUGGUUGUGGAGUAAAAGGCAUUGUUGAACAUGAGUUUCUCCAUGCACUGGGAUUUUGGCAUGAGCAGUCAAGAUAUGACAGAGAUGAUUAUGUGACCAUCAACUUCAAAAACAUCAUUACAGGGUAUGCAAACAAUUUCGAUAAAUACAGUGAGAACCUGACCACCACCCAGGACACACCAUAUGACUACUACUCUGUGAUGCAUUAUGAUAAAAAUGCCUUCAGCAACGGUAAUGGAUCUACAAUCAUUACUAAGCGAUCUGAGUUCCAAGAUGUGAUUGGUCAGCGCCUGGACAUGAGUGAAUAUGACACGAUUGAGCUCAACAAACUCUAUAAAUGCAAUUCUUCCAUUUCUUUCCUUGAUCACUGUAGUUUUGAUGAUGAAUCUCUGUGUCAGAUGAGUGUCUGUUCUGCUGCUGAUUAUGGCUGGCAGAGAGUGGAGUCAGUGAGUGGCAUCAGUGUGACUGACCACACAUAUUUGGGCAAAGAACAAAAUGGGACGUCAUUCUUCAUGCACUUCAGUACUAAGGGUAGAAAUGAGGGGGAUGCAGCCAGAAUGGAGAGCAUGACAAUGACCCCUAAAAGAGACUGCAAAGUCCAGUGCCUGCAGUUCUAUUACUAUCACAGUGGUAAUGAGUCUGACCAGCUCAACAUCUGGAUCAGAGAAUACCAGAACGAAGCAGACAACAGAGGAACUCUCAGACUUAUGGAUCAGAUCAUAGAACCCCCUGGCAAUUACUGGAAGCUGCAUCAUGUGCCACUGAAUGCAAAUAAAACCUUCCAAGUUGUAUUUGAAGCCCGUAAAGGAGCUGGGAACUCCAGCGGAGGGUUUUCACUGGAUGAUAUCAAUAUUUCAGAGACUGAGUGUCCCCACACAUGGCAGAUAAGAGACUUUGAGAAGGUUUUGAACAACAGUGUGUCUGGCACUAGGAUGUACAGUCCAUUGUUUUACUCCAGUGAGGGUUACCGCUUUCAGGCUCUCUUAAUAUUUUAUCAGAAUUACCUUUCAGUAUAUGUUGGUCUGGUAUCUGGUGCAUAUGAUGACCAGUUGCAGUGGCCUUGUCAAUGGAGACAAAUAACUUUCCAGAUACUUGACCAGAAUCCACACAUACAGAAGCGCAUGUCCUCUGAGAAAAGCUACACAACUGACCCUACUUUGGUUUCUUCCUAUGGCAGAAAUUACUGGGACAAUCCUCGAAAUAAUGGAACUCGAGUUGUCAUUGGCAAUGAGACCGUAUAUGUGGGUAUGUUUUGGGGCUAUCAAUAUGCCAUAAUGAAAGAAGAUCUCACUAAAAGAGAGUUUAUCAAGGGUGAUGACAUCAUAUUUCUCUUCAGCAUGCAAGAUAUCUCAGGGCUGUAUCAAUCUGACUUUCUACCCUGCCCAAAAGUGACAAUAAAGGAUUUCAACGUUUCUUCUCAUUCAACUGCCCAGCAGGGAUCAUGUGCUACAAGAGCUCUUCCCACACCUCAAACAAUCUCAACAACUUCUACACCACAACCCACUGAGGGUGAAUGCCUAGACAUAUUUUGCAGUUCCAGUGCCAAGACUGUUUCCUCUCUGAUCCUCGUGGUGGUGUGCUUCCUUUUCUGGUGAAUCAAACAUGAGAAAUCACUAUUAACCACCACCCAGUGUCUGACUACACAAGAAUUCAAUGUCAGAGCAAUACAUCAAUCUUCAACCUUCUAUUAUAUAAUACAAUUAGCUUGAUACCAUUAGCUUAAUACCAUGUGCAUUUUUUUUUCUUACCAUGUGCAUUUUAAUUAAACUAACAUAUCUAUCUAUAUUCACAUAUCUGCAAUCAACAUGUUAAUCUUAGCUCUGAAUACAAUACUUACCAAUGUAAAUCUCUUUAAUGAUGUUUGACUGUCUUUAAAGGAUCAAUUAAAAAGUUUCAAUAGGU
Messenger RNA from Cyprinus carpio (common carp), 2287 nucleotides. RefSeq names its product meprin A subunit beta-like. Gene Ontology annotation, cellular component: membrane. The record is from RefSeq and is a predicted model, not a curated record. The transcript is spliced from 13 exons. NCBI's taxonomy places the organism in Eukaryota, Metazoa, Chordata, Actinopteri, Cypriniformes, Cyprinidae. Gene Ontology annotation, molecular function: protein binding; zinc ion binding; metalloendopeptidase activity. The coding region runs from base 124 to 1980 and encodes 618 amino acids. Gene Ontology annotation, biological process: proteolysis.